AUGGCAGGCUCACAGCUUAAACGCUUGAAGGCUUCUCUGAGAGAGCAAGGUAUUACGGGCCCGCAACAAUCAAAAAAACAGAGACGCAAGAACUUCGAAGAUGGCAAAGCCCGCAACGACAAGCGACUGCAACGCGGAGUUGUCCUGGAAGGAAUCCGCGAGCAAUUUAACCCGUUCGAUCUUAAGCAUGCUGCCCGUGGGCCAAAGUUUGAAGUGACGACCAAUCGUGUCGUCAGCGGUGAUGCUGCCAAGGGAAUUAGAGGACGACCCGGCGUGGCAAAGGCUGUUGGUGAGGAGCGGAGACGAGAGACUCUUCUGGUCGAAAUGCAGCGCCGCAACAAGGUUGGAGGCAUUCUCGACAGACGUUUCGGCGAAAACGACCCCACAAUGGCUCCAGAAGACAAAAUGCUCGAACGAUUUGCCAGGGAGAAGCAGCGAAGCCACAAGAAAAGCUCAAUGUUUGACCUCGAAGAUGACGCCCCAAUUGAGAGUCUGACGCAUAUGGGCAAGGAAUUGGAGUUUGAUGACGAUGCUCCCGCUGAUGAUUUUCACGAAGACGACUUGGAGAUGGAUUACGAUAGUGAUGGUUCGGUUAGAGAAAAUCAAAGGCUUAAAAGACUACGCUCCCUAGCAUCAGCCGGUGAUGAAAAGGAAACGUAUCAAGAUGAGCCACAAAGGAAAAGGACGAAAAAGGAGGUCAUGGAAGAAGUUAUUGCCAAGUCAAAGAUGCAUAAAUAUGAGCGACAAGCCGCCAAGGAAGUCGACGACGAUAUUCGCGCUGAGUUGGAUAAGGAAAUGCAAAGUAUACAAAUGCUUCUCUCCACCUCCAAGGGUUCCACGCGCCCAAACGACGCAGCAACUGCCAAGCAAUCAUCCAUUGCCGGACUCGACCGGGACGCUUUCGACAGAAAUUUUGAUCUCGAAGUGAAGAAGUUGGCGCAAGAUCGACGUGCCCAACCGACCGAGCGCACAAAGACAGAAGAAGAAAAAGUAGAAGAGGAAUCGGAGAAACUAAAAGAGCUCGAGGAAAAACGGCAGAAACGCAUGAGAGGAGAAGAAGUUGCCGAUGGUGAAGGGGAUGAGGGUGAAGACAAAAAGCAGAGCAACACAGGGGGUCUCCAUGACACAGAGGUUGAGGAAGAAGACGACGGCUUCGGUUUGGGUAGUGGCAUAAAGACGCGACCUACUGCAACGGAACUGGGUUUCGACGACGAAGACGACUUCAUCCUUGACGAUGACCUAGUUGCCAGCGGGUCCGAUUUGGAACUUACGGAGAGCGAUGAGGAUUCUGACGGAAAUCCGGAUGAAGAUUCGUCUCGGGAAGACGAAGCGGACGAAGAGGAAGACGAGUUUACCAAGGGAAUCUUGAAUGAAGAGGAGGCCAGAAACCCUGUAUUCCGCAUGGCUGACUGGGCAGCGAAAGACAUUGGGGCGCUAAAAUCAGAUGACCAAGGGCUCCCGUAUACUUUCGCGUGCCCGCAAACCUGUCAAGAAUUCCAAGCCAUAACAAGCGCAUUCGCUGUCAAAACCCUACCCACAAUCGUCCAACGGAUCCGAGCUCUUCACCACCCCAAAUUGGACAGUCAGAACAAGGAAAGGCUAGGAAAUUUUAGCGUCGCUCUGGUCGAUUUCAUAUCCCUACCAUGGGAUGAAAAGUCGUCGCCUUCGUUUGACGUAUUGGAAAGUCUAAUCCGCCACCUUCACUCUCUCUCGAAAAUGUUCCCGGCCGAGGUUGGCAAAAGAUUUCGAUAUCACAUGGAUCAAAUUGGUCAUAGCCGUCCUUUGUCUUUACAACAAUCUGACCUUGUCUUGUUGACGGCUGUCGGUACAAUAUUUCCAACAUCCGAUCACUUCCACCAGAUUGUCACACCGGCCAUGCUCACUAUGGGUCGAUUCUUGAGCCAGAAAGUCCCCCAACGACUGUCCGACUACUCGACCGGGGCGUAUCUUGCCAUCUUAUUCUUGCAGUAUCAGCAGCUGUCUAAGCGAUUUGUCCCAGAGGUCCCGAACUUUUGCUUGAACGCCUUGUGUGCUCUAUCGCCUAUUGCGCCGGAUAAGAAGCUGGGCAACUUCCCUCAGCAUGAGCCUCCAGCAGGGAUGAGAACGCAAAACGCAGCACACGUUGCGGUGAGAAGGUUGACUUUUGCGGAUUGCUCGACCGAAAAGGCGCCCGUCUCUGUGAAAGUUGCCACUAUGAGUACCGUUUUGGACAUUUUGAACGCUGCUGCAGACCUUUGGGCUGGCAAGGAUGCGUUCUUGGAGACAUUUGGACAAGUUGUCGACGUUGCGAAGCACCUUGGCGGGAAAGCGUGCCAAGCACAGCUACCCAGUCAGCUGGUGGACAAGGCUGACAAGCUAACUGCCAAACUUGGUCGCAUGAUGAGCCUUGCGCAGAUAUCACGACGACCACUGGAGCUCCACCAUCACCGCCCUCUUGCCAUCAAAACAUAUAUACCCAAGUUCGAGGAGACGUUCGACCCUGACAAGCACUACGACCCUGACCGCGAGCGUGCCGAGCUGGCCAAACUCAAGGCUGAGCAUAAGAAGGAGCGCAAAGCCGCGAUGAGGGAGCUCAGAAAGGACGCCAACUUUAUGGCCAGAGAAAACCUCCGCAUCAAGAAGGCCAAGGAUGAAGCUUACGAGAAGAAGUUCAAGAGGCUCGUGGCGGAAAUACAAAGCGAGGAGGGACGGGAAGCGAAUGCGUACGAGAGGGAGAGACAGGCGAGGAAACGAGCCAAGAAUAGGUAG
Messenger RNA from Ustilaginoidea virens, 2748 nucleotides. RefSeq lists its product as uncharacterized. Gene Ontology annotation, biological process: maturation of SSU-rRNA. The record is from RefSeq and is a predicted model, not a curated record. NCBI's taxonomy places the organism in Eukaryota, Fungi, Ascomycota, Sordariomycetes, Hypocreales, Clavicipitaceae. Gene Ontology annotation, cellular component: small-subunit processome; Noc4p-Nop14p complex; nucleolus. The transcript has 2 exons. Bases 1 to 2748 code for a protein of 915 amino acids.